This is a messenger RNA of Durio zibethinus, 2152 nucleotides long. Its product is annotated as granule-bound starch synthase 1, chloroplastic/amyloplastic-like. NCBI's taxonomy places the organism in Eukaryota, Viridiplantae, Streptophyta, Magnoliopsida, Malvales, Malvaceae. The record is from RefSeq and is a predicted model, not a curated record. Gene Ontology annotation, molecular function: alpha-1,4-glucan glucosyltransferase (UDP-glucose donor) activity.
CUCAUCUCCCUACGUAGUCCGAACCAAACUCAACGACGUGGCUUGCUUUCAAUAUAGGAUCUGAGACACUUGAAGUUUCUGUGCAUGGAUUUGCUAACUGAUAUUGAGAGAUUCACUGAAUCAGUUACGCAAGUUUCUGUUUAUUUGAUCAUUGUACGAUUCAAAUUUGAGACAUUUUCGAGUUGUUGUUUCGUUUUUUUUUUUUACGUAAUAAAAAUUUCUUUGUUUUUUUUUGUUAGUUAAAAGGUUUUGGGACUUGGGUUAAAUUGCUUAGUUCAUUCUCAGCUUCUUACUACUUGCAAGUAUCCGAGCAAUGGCAACAGUGAUAGCCUCACACUUUGUUUCAAAAAGUUCAAAUGUGAACGGCCGUGGAGCAGAAACUAAAGUCAAUUUUACACAGAUUGGCAUGAGGAAUCAAGCCAUGACUCACAACGGUUUGAGGUCUUUGAACAAGGUAGAUAGGUUGCAGAUGAGAACCAACGCAAAGGCUGGGGCCAGGAAAGCUGUGAAAGAGGGACACCCCACUGCAAAUCACAAGCCUUCCUGGAAAAUUAUUUGCGGAACUGGGAUGAACCUAGUUUUUGUGGGAGCUGAGGUUGGUCCAUGGAGCAAAACUGGUGGACUUGGUGAUGUCCUUGGUGGACUUCCUCCCGCAAUGGCUGCCAACGGACACCGUGUUAUGACUGUGACUCCUCGCUAUGAUCAGUACAAGGAUGCAUGGGACACCAAUGUAGUAGUUAAGAUAAAAGUCGGUGACAAAUUUGAGACCGUUCGGUUCUUCCACUGCUACAAACGUGCUGUUGAUCGUGUUUUUGUUGAUCACCCCAUAUUCCUUGAGAAGGUAUGGGGCAAAACGGGAUCAAAAAUCUAUGGUCCCACGACUGGUGUGGACUACAAAGACAAUCAAUUGCGGUUCAGCUUAUUUUGCCAGGCUGCCCUGGAGGCACCUAGGGUUCUGAAUUUAAAUAGCAGCAAAUCUUUCUCAGGACCAUAUGAGGAGGAUGUUGUCUUUAUUGCCAAUGAUUGGCACACUGCUCUUCUCCCAUGCUAUUUGAAAAGCAUGUACCAGUCAAGGGGCAUCUACAUGAAUGCCAAGGUUGCAUUUUGCAUCCACAACAUAGCCUAUCAGGGAAGAUUUGCCUUUUCAGAUUUCUCACUUCUCAAUUUGCCUGAUCGUUUCAAGAGUUCAUUUGACUUCUUUGAUGGGUGUGAAAAGCCUGUCAAGGGAAGGAAAAUUAAUUGGAUGAAGGCUGGAAUUUUGGAAUCAGAUAGAGUCUUGACUGUAAGCCCAUACUAUGCGCAGGAGCUUGUAUCUGGCAAUGACAAAGGUGUUGAACUUGAUAAUGUCAUUUGUAAAACUGGCAUCACAGGCAUUGUGAAUGGCAUGGAUGUUCAAGAAUGGAAUCCUGCCACUGACAAAUACAUCAGUGUCAAUUAUGAUGCAACGACUGUAAUGGAUGCAAAGCCAUUAUUAAAGGAAGCUCUUCAAGCAGAAGUUGGGUUGCCUUGUGACAGGGAUGUUCCAGUGAUUGGCUUCAUUGGUAGGCUAGAAGAGCAGAAAGGUUCAGAUAUUUUGGCGGCAGCUAUUCCAAAAUUCAUUGGAGAAAAUUGUCAGAUUGUAGUCCUUGGAACUGGCAAAAAGGCCAUGGAGAAGCAGAUUCAGGAGCUAGAGACCCAACAUCCUGACAAGGCCAGAGGAGUAGCCAAAUUCAAUGCCCCAUUGGCUCAUAUGAUUAUUGCUGGUGCUGAUUACAUUUUGGUCCCUAGUAGAUUUGAACCAUGUGGUCUCAUUCAGCUGCAUGCUAUGCGAUAUGGAACAGUGCCAAUAGUUGCCUCUACUGGUGGACUCGUUGACACUGUCAAAGAAGGAUUCACAGGGUUCCAAAUGGGAGCCUUUAGUGUUGAAUGUGAUGUAGUGGAUAAAAGUGAUGUAGAUAAGGUGGCAACAACUGUCAAGAGAGCUCUUGCAACAUAUGGCAAUGAAGCCCUGAAAGAAAUGAUCCAGAUUUGUAUGGCACAAGAUCUUUCAUGGAAGGGACCAUCAAUGUUGUGGGAGAAGUUGUUGUUGAGCCUAGGAGUCGCUGGCAGUGAACCUGGUACUGAAGGAGAGGAGAUUGCUCCUCUUGCCAUGGAAAAUAUUGCCACUCCCUGA